Molecule: messenger RNA, 534 nt
Organism: Sinocyclocheilus grahami
Lineage: Eukaryota; Metazoa; Chordata; Actinopteri; Cypriniformes; Cyprinidae
Product: RWD domain-containing protein 1-like
Exons: 4
Coding region: 115-534 (139 amino acids)
Molecular function (GO): protein binding
Source: RefSeq, a predicted model, not a curated record
ACGCAUCUCUGUCCCUAGCUCAGACAUUACUGGUGAUCGCAGAUGACAUCGAUGCCAGCGGGGCCUUACGUUUCUUCCAUGCAGGCUCUAAUCUAUGGACAUUUGUGACAUAAAAUGACAGACUACAGCGAGGAGCAGAGGAAUGAACUAGAAGCAAUAGAGUCCAUUUACCCAGACUCAUUUACAGUGCUUUCCGAGGAGCCCACAAGCUUCACCAUCACAGUUACUUCUGAUGCGGGAGAAAAUGAAGAGACGGUGGAGGUGACCCUAAAGUUUACAUAUGUGGAGAAAUACCCAGACGAGCCCCCUCUCUGGGAGAUCAUCUCACAGGAGAACCUGGAAGAUUCAUAUACAGAAGACAUUCUAAUACUUUUACAGCAACAGGCCGAAGAAAACCUGGGAAUGGUUAUGAUAUUCACGUUGGUGACAGCUGUGCAGGAGAAACUUAACGAAAUAAUUGACCAGAUUAAGAGCAGAAGAGAAGAAGAGAAACAAAGAAAAGAAAGGGAGACCGAAGAAGCUGAGAAGGUUUGA